Closterium sp. NIES-65 is the source of this 1569-nucleotide messenger RNA. Lineage: Eukaryota; Viridiplantae; Streptophyta; Zygnematophyceae; Desmidiales; Closteriaceae. The record is from the annotation of a GenBank genome assembly.
AUGGACGAUCGGAGGAAGAAGCUUGAGGCGCUGGCGCAAGCUCGCCGAGCCGGAAUCCCGCCAGCUGCAGCUCCGACGUCGGGCGCGGUCGGCAACCGGAAGGAGGGCCGUUCCAGCUCCGGCAAGAACGGGGGAGAUCGAGCGAGCAAGCCAGACAAGAAACAUCAUUCGGGGGGGAAGGGCAAGGAGGCAAAGAAGCCAAAACGAAAGGGGUCGGAUUACGAGGACGACGACGAUGAGGAAAGCGAGGGGUUUGACGGGAGCGAGGAGGAGGAGGAGGAGGAGGAGGAGGAGGAGGAGGAGGAGGAGGAGGAGGAGCGGAGGCCGAAAAAGAGUGCGAAGCCUGUCAAGAAACCGAGCAAGCCGGCCCAAAGGAAAAAAUCGAAACGAGGCAGCGAAAGCGACGAGGACGACGAGGAGGACGAGGCGAGCGAUCAGAGCGAGGACGAGCGGCUUAAGAAGAAGAAGCGCGGAAGCGGAGGCGGAGGCGGGGGGGGAGGGAAGAAACGGCGCGGGGAUGACGAUGACGAGGACGAUGAUCCGGAUCGCACAGCGAGUGAAGGCCUCUGGAAAGGAGUGCUGCAAACCAUCCUCCUCUUCCUCUUCCCCUUCCACAGCAACAACGGUUCUAGAUCCUGCUGCACCUGGGUCCCUCUUCUCAUGCACCCUCUUCUUCUCUCUCUCUGCCUGAACCAACAACCCAUCCGUCCCUUCUUUAUCUUCCCCUUUUUCGAGAACAACAGCGGCUCUAGACCCUGCAGCACCUGGGUUCCUCCUAGCAUGCACUCUCUCCUUCUCCCUCUUUGCCUGAACCACCAGCCCAUCCUUCCUUUCUUUAUCUCCCCCUUCCACAGCAACAACGGCUCUAUACCCUGCUACACCUGGGUCCCUCUUCUCAUGCACCUUCCCCUUCUUCUUUUCCUCCCGAACCAGCAACCCAUCCUUCCCCUUCUCAUCUCCCCCUUCCACAGCAACACUAGCUCUCGACCCUGCUGCACCAUGCGGGCCAUUUACCUUGUUCUUCUUUCCCUUCACCUGUGCUCUAUGAGGAUGAUUGUAACGGGGGAAGAGGAGGGUAUGGCGGUGGGGGGGACACGAGCGAUGGGGGGAAAGCUGGGGAGGUCUCAGGAGGAGGGGGAGGAGGAAGAAGUUCGGGUGGUGGGGGAAAUUCGGGGGGAUAUGUCCAAGGGGGAGGGGGGGCAUCAGGGGGCCAAGUCCAGGGGGGAGGGGGAGCUUCGGGGGGCCAAGUCCAAGGAGGGGGAGGAGCUUGGGGGGGCCACGUCCAGGGGGGAGGCGGGGCAUCAGGGGGCCAAGUCCAAGGGGGAGGGGGAGCAUCAGGGGGCCAAGUCCAAGGGGGAGGGGGAGCAUCAGGGGGCCAAGUCCAAGGGGGAGGGGGAGCAUCAGGGGGCCAAGUCCAAGGGGGAGGGGGAGCAUCAGGGGGCCAAGUCCAAGGGGGAGGGGGAGCAUCAGGGGGCCAAGUCCAAGGAGGGGGAGGAGCUUGGGGGGGCCACGUCCAGGGGGGAGGCGGGGCAUCAGGGGGCCAAGUCCAAGGAGGAGGGGGAGCUUUAG